Molecule: messenger RNA, 2442 nt
Organism: Lates calcarifer (barramundi perch)
Lineage: Eukaryota; Metazoa; Chordata; Actinopteri; Centropomidae
Gene: utp6
Product: UTP6 small subunit processome component
Exons: 19
Coding region: 169-1956 (595 amino acids)
Biological process (GO): maturation of SSU-rRNA from tricistronic rRNA transcript (SSU-rRNA, 5.8S rRNA, LSU-rRNA)
Cellular component (GO): Pwp2p-containing subcomplex of 90S preribosome; small-subunit processome
Molecular function (GO): protein binding; snoRNA binding
Source: RefSeq, a predicted model, not a curated record
GGAACUAUUUGCAGACGGAACCGGAAGAGCAACGAAUCACAACUUCCACCCAUGUGUGGAGUCUAGAAUCAGCCUCGUUGUCUAAAUCUUAACAUUUCAGUAUAAAGCUGACUUUAAUAACAUUAACAUUUCUAAACAACAAGUGGGGCCUGAACCCGCGCGGACACGAUGGCGGAGAUCGUUCAGCAGCGGAUUGAGGAGAGAAUCCCUGAGCUGGAGCAGCUGGAGAGAGUGGGACUGUUCACCAAGAAAGAAGUCAAAUCCAUAAUCAAGAGAGCAACAGCGCUGGAAUAUAAGCUCCACAGAUUGAUCGUAAACAAAGAGGACUUCAUUGCAUACAUCCAGUAUGAAAUCAACGUUUUAGAGCUGAUCAAGAAGAGAAGAGCGCACAUACACUACCAGUUUAAAAGAGAAGAGAUUGAGUUCCCCAUCGUCCAUAGAAUAAACAGUAUCUUCAGAAGAGCAACAAAUAAGUGGAAGGAUGAUGUGCAGCUUUGGCUCUCACACGUUGCUUUCUGUAAGAAAUGGGCCACCAAAGGCCAGAUCAGCAAGGUGUUCUCCUCCAUGCUUGCUAUUCAUCCUGACAAACCAGCCCUGUGGAUCAUGGCUGCCAAGAGUGAGUUGGAGGACAGAAGUUCUUCUGAAAGUGCCAGGCACCUGUUUCUGAGAGCUCUGCGCUUCCACCCAAACAAUAAGAAAGUCUACCAGGAGUACUUCCGUAUGGAGCUGCUGCAUUGUGAGAAACUGAGGAAGCAGAAGGAAGAGCUGGAGAAGGCUGAGAUGGACCUGGGUGAAUAUGAGUUCUCUCCAGAGAUCCUGAGUGGAAAACUGGCUGAAGUUGUGUACAGAGAUGCUACGGGGAAAAUCAAUGAGGCAGAGUUUGUCAUUUCGCUUCUGAAUAUCGCAGCGAUCUUUAACUUCACCAAAGAACUCCAGGACUCCAUCCUGCAAGACUUACAGACCAACUACACAGAGGACAGCUUGACGUGGGAUUUCAUGGCCAAGAGGGAGCUGGACGCUCCUGGGCUGGGGGAGGAGCUGCAGUCCGCCAAAGGCCGGGCCACGGAUGUCAACCGAAGAGAGGAGCGCUGCUGCCAGGUCUAUGAGGAGGGAGUCAAGAGUCUCAACACAGAGCCCAUGUGGACUUGCUAUGUGGCCUUCUGUUUAGAAAGGAUGAGGAGAAAGACCAACGUCCAAGAGCUGAAGGAAAAGAGGCAGGAGAGGCUGCUGGGAGUGCUGCAACGUGCCCACGACUCCUUGCUGCUGAAAGAGGAUUAUUAUAAGAACUGGCUCCAGAUCCUGCUCUCAUCUGGAGAUGCUGAGGGAGCAGCCAGCGUUGCCAUGGCAGCCUCGCAGCGCUACAGCCAGUCGGUGUCAGCGUGGACCCUGAGUCUGCAGACGCUAAUGCAGCUGGGGAGCGAAGACAUUAGCAGGCUAUUCCAGGAUGCUCUCACACACGUUAAUCCCAAGGAGAGUCUACCACUUUGGCAGCUGCAGGUCCAGUGGAGCGCAGCCAACCAGCGUCCCGAGGAAACGGAGGCCGUCUUCAAGAGAGGGCUGCUGUCUGCAGUAGCGGCUGUUGCCAUGGAGAUGAAAGAGAGCUACCUUGAUUGGUCCUACUCCACUGGAGGCUACAAGAAAGCUAGGAAGACCUUUACAAGCUUACAGGAAAACCGUCCCUUGUCCAAGGCCUUUUUCACCAGAAUGAUUCAGAUUGAGAAGGAACAAGAGAUUCCAAAGAUGAACAGUCUGAGAGAUUACUAUGAGAGGGCCCUGCAGGAGUUUGGCACAACAGAUGACGAUCUGUGGCUGCAGUACAUUCAGGAGGAGCUGGGACCCAGCGGACAGCCAGAGAACUGUGGCAAGAUCCACUGGAGAGCCAUGAAGUUUCUGGAGGGGGACAGUGUGGAGAGAUUCACCUCCAAAUAUACUCUACUUCAGACUGGACACUUAUGAGAGGAUAUGUAAAGUCCGGUUCGGCGGAAUCGAAUCCUGUUAAGUUCAGAUAACAACAAGCGAUGUUAAACAGCUGUGUAAAAGUUUGUCAGCUAAAGAACCAGCACAGAUUUUGGAGCAUGUGUUCCUCUUGGUCUCGUAGAAGACUGGGGCCAUUCCUGCUCAUGAAUUGUUCCAUUGUCUUCAAGUGGAACUGCAGUUUCUGAGGUUAGCAGUCCAUUCUUCUUUAGUGGUUCUACCAGCGUCCUAAGAAAUGUUCUUGAAAUGGCUUUGUCAUUUUCAGCUUUAAGCAGAAGUGUUUUUUAGCUGUGAUUUACAACUUGAACCCACUUUCCAUUUUUUGUGCUCUAUUUCAUACCAGACUGAUCCUGGAAACUUGUAGUAUUGUAUAAGAGCAAGAAAACCGCAAGAAUUCCACAUUUAUUUGGCAUUCUGAGAAGACAAACCUUUGAUGCUGUUAAAACAAUAUUAAAACAGUGUUUCAUC